Miniopterus natalensis is the source of this 642-nucleotide messenger RNA. RefSeq names its product testis expressed 38 (gene TEX38). The record is from RefSeq and is a predicted model, not a curated record. NCBI's taxonomy places the organism in Eukaryota, Metazoa, Chordata, Mammalia, Chiroptera, Miniopteridae.
AUGGAUUCCCAACCAAAGGACCUGAGCCUCCCUGGUGUGUGGAUCUCGCUGUACUUCGGAUUCCUGGGGCUGUGUUCAGUGCUAACUGGUGGCUGCAUUCUCUUUCUGCAUUGGAGGAAGAACUUGCGGCGGGAAGCACGUGCCCAGGAGUGGGUGGAGGUGAUGAGAGCUGCUACGUUCACCUAUAGCCCACUGUUGUACUGGAUUAACAAGCGAAGGCACUAUGGCAUGAAUGCAGCCAUCAACAUGGGCCCUUCCCCUACUGUAUCCAAGACUGAGACUGAGGGCCAGAAUUCAGAUCCUCUGUGGGAGCUGGACAGCCCUGAGAGGAGCUAUGCUGCUCAACAGAGCAACCCCAAGGUGGAGGCUCCUGUCCCACUGCAACCUGCAUUGCAGCUAGUCCCGCCAUCUCCCCUACCUACCCCAAUGCCUCGGUCCCAGAACAGCUCCCCACUCCCGAUUCCCAUCUUUCAGGAGGUGCCCUUUGCCCUCUCCCUGUGUAACCUACCACCAAUGCUGAACCACUCUGUCUCCUACCCUCUGGCCGACUGUCCUGAAAGGAACAUCCACUCCCAUUCCCUCCCCACACUGGCCCAUGGAGACCACUGCUUCAAUGCCAAGCCUUUUGCUUCAGAAUUGUAG